Messenger RNA from Andrographis paniculata, 1305 nucleotides. RefSeq lists its product as uncharacterized. The record is from RefSeq and is a predicted model, not a curated record. The transcript is spliced from 2 exons. Bases 1 to 1305 code for a protein of 434 amino acids. NCBI's taxonomy places the organism in Eukaryota, Viridiplantae, Streptophyta, Magnoliopsida, Lamiales, Acanthaceae.
AUGACUUCAUCGUCUAUUUCUCCAUAUGCUCUCACGAGCAAUGAUAAUCCAGGUAAUCUAUUAACUCAUACUCAAUUGAAAGGGCCUAAUUUUGAAGAAUGGGUAAAGGCGAUCAAAGUCUCAUUACGUGCAAAGAAGAAGAUGGGUUUUAUUACUGGAACAAUCAAACAACCUACUAAUGAUUCGGAAGAGAUAGAGGACUGGUGGACAGUCAAUUCCAUGAUAAUUUCUUGGAUCUUCAACACGAUCGAACCAAGUUUAAGGUCUACGAUAUCUUAUAGAGAAACUACAAAGGAAUUAUGGGAUGAUAUACAACAAAGGUUUUUGGUGAGAAAUGGUGCGAGAAUCCAUCAAUUGAAGACUGAAGUUGCAAACUGCAAAGAAGGAAGUGACUCUAUCAUGUCCUUUUAUGGAAGGAUUAAAAAAUUGUGGGAUGAUCUUAACGACUAUGAUCAAAUGCCUUUGUGCACUUGUAACGAGUGCAAUUGUGAUAUCAAUGCUAAAUUGACAAAGCGUAGCGAAGAAGAAAAAGUUCAUCAAUUUCUGAUGGGAUUGGAUGAUACGCACUACAACACAAUAAGAUCAAACAUUAUUGCGUCUGAUCCCUUGCCGAAUAUGAAUAAUAUCUAUUCAAAAAUCACUAAGCAGGAGCAAGUUAGAGUCAUGACACAGGGCGGCGGUGAGCGGCAUGAAGCUAUGAGCCUUGCAACAAAGAAAUCAAGGGGGGGAUCGGGGAGAAGAGGUGCUCAAGUGGGAAGAGUAGGGCAAUUGGCAAAGGUAAAUGCUGCUCAAAUUAAUCGACCCAUUUCAUCCACCAAUACAAUUCGUGAUGCUGACAAAGUUGGACUUGAAGAUCUUAAAAGUGAAGAUUGGGAAAUUCUGAAGUCUCUAUGGAAUAAUCACAAGUCCACCUCAACGAAUCGAUUAACCGGUAAGAAAUCAUUUCAAUGGAUUUUUGACACGGGAGCUUCACAUCAUAUGACUGGAGAUAUUGGAUUGCUCUGUGAAUGCCGGGACAUUAACCCUUGUCCUGUUAUCAUGCCAAAUGGAGAGAAAGUGUUAGCUACUAAGGAGGGUUCAAUAAAACUAGGACAACUAUUUCUAAAGGGUGUUCUAUUUGUCAACGCGUUGGAUUGCCAUUUGGUCUCGGUAUCUAAAUUAUUGGGUGACACAAAUUAUAUCUUGAAGUUUACUGAUCGUAUGUGUGUUGUCAAGGACCGCAUUUCGAAGAUGCUGAUUGGAGUGGGUAAAGAACAAGGUGGACUAUAUCUGGUGCAGGAUAUGCUUUUGGCUCGAACAAAAUAA